Molecule: messenger RNA, 411 nt
Organism: Trypanosoma brucei brucei TREU927
Lineage: Eukaryota; Euglenozoa; Kinetoplastea; Trypanosomatida; Trypanosomatidae
Exons: 1
Coding region: 1-411 (136 amino acids)
Source: RefSeq, a predicted model, not a curated record
AUGCAUCCCCGUGUUGCUAAACUUUACUUGGAUUUUAUGCAGUUGGCCCCACAUGCCACGACAUUUUGUGGGUCCACUACGGCGUACAGGGCUGCUGUUCAAGAGGGUUUCAGCGCCACUCGAGUAGUGCCUGGCACACCGGAGUUUGCUCAUAGCUUAGCUAAAGGUCGCUCUGUUCUUGGGCGUCUGCAAGAUCUCAUAACCGUACGGAAGUAUCGUGCAAUGAUGAAGCGAUACAGCUGGUCUAGCUAUAAGAAUAAACAGGAGUUGGUGGCGCUACUCGGAGAGACGAAGGCUCAGAGUGAGUUGCUGGGCCUCAAUAACCGAGACGUUUAUGGUUACGAUGAUCACUACUGUCACCAUGCACCCAGUAAACCAAUGGGGGGUGAGGGUGAUUUUUCUGAAAAAUAG